Messenger RNA from Talaromyces proteolyticus, 1184 nucleotides. RefSeq lists its product as uncharacterized. The coding region runs from base 6 to 1184 and encodes 392 amino acids. The transcript has a single exon. The record is from RefSeq and is a predicted model, not a curated record. Lineage: Eukaryota; Fungi; Ascomycota; Eurotiomycetes; Eurotiales; Trichocomaceae.
GGUUGAUGAAAGCAGGACGGACGAGUCAUGGACAUCUAGACUAUAUACCACCAUUAUAUAAUCAAACUACACCUGGAUCCCCGCUUGCCUUAGCCACAGUAUGGCUUAGUAUGUUGUCGAUGCGAAUAACGUGUGAACGAACUAAUACGCAGGAACACCAUGCCGGAGAAACUCGUCAGCUAGCAAAAGUUAUCCGAGCCGUUCAGGAUGCUAUCGCCGACCCUGCUAGAAGCGUUGAUAUUGAGACAUUAGCAGCAGUUGUAAUUAUUGGAUAUGGUGAGCAUUUGAGGAGUACGACGGAGAGUUCGUCGUCGCAGCCGGAAGCGGCCUUGAAAACAUUCGUGAUUCAUCAAGCCGGUGCAGAGGCCCUCAUCCGGAAACGCGGCGGAUUGAAUUUCCAGGAUUAUCCCUCACUCGCUCUAUUUGAUGCUGUCCGACAUAACGCUGUUAGCCUUGCUAUUACAGGGGCUAGGAGACACGCGUUCUUAUCCUGGGACUUGUGGUAUAUCACAGAUAUCAAUGUUCGUCAUCUCUGUGAUUCAUACACACCCGCAACUAAUCUAGAUGCUUAUGGUGUGAAAAUAAUUGUCUUACAAUCCCGAAUUGCAAAACUCAAAAAUAAAUCAAUGGAUGAAAUCAAUCAUAUAAAAGUGGAUCUGCUGGAUCUUCUCGAGCGUUUGCGCUCCUGGAAAAUCCAUAUUUCGGAGGACUGGGUAUUUACUGGAAUGGCAACAGAUGGAACAUUGGAGCAAGUACACAUGUCUCCAGAGAUGUGCUAUUUGUUGAAUGAAUGGUACUUCCAUCAGUUGCGUGCCAGCCACCUUCUAAAACAACUCAAUAAGAAAUUAAAUACAACCGAGGUUAGCACUCAAAGCUUUUGUUGCGAGAUGGAGUGGAUAGACGAUGUGAUCGCAUCUUCCCACCAAUUUUUGAGUAAUUCGCCACAUUUAACCCUUAAUAUUCCUUUGUCAAAGAAAGCUGGGUGUUUGAGUUCUAUUCAGCCAAGUGGUGCGUCAUGGAUUGGCUCACGUCUUUUCGGUCAGACGCUCUAUCAAUUGGAUAUUAUUUUAUCUGAUGCAUUACGGUGCUUGUUCUUGCCUCAAGUGAUAGAAUCGAGAUAUCGUGAGGUUAUGAACUGGGCACGAGGACAAAGAAGGAUGUGUGUCAACGUACCAGUCAUUUGA